Crotalus tigris (Tiger rattlesnake) is the source of this 3203-nucleotide messenger RNA. RefSeq names its product C-type lectin domain family 2 member D-like. The coding region runs from base 2184 to 2939 and encodes 251 amino acids. The record is from RefSeq and is a predicted model, not a curated record. Lineage: Eukaryota; Metazoa; Chordata; Lepidosauria; Squamata; Viperidae. The transcript is spliced from 6 exons.
AGGCCACUCUUAGUAGGAAAAAUAUUGAACCUCAGAGAUGCAAACACCAAAAAUGGAAAAAAAGGGGUCUGAAUCUCUGAACACAGAUCUAGCCACAUUUUACAUGGAGUGUAAAUCUGCGUAUAAGCUUCUCAAUUAUUCAGCAAGAAUUCCAUAGAGCAAAAAUCCCUUUCUGAGAUGGAUGGAGCCUUUGCUUCUCCUGCUCAUUUGUUUUUAUUUCUUUAUAUAUCUAGUUUAGAGAUGGUCUGCCCCCCUCACAGAGCCACCCAUGGCUGGUUGGCCUUUCCUCCCUGGCAGGUUCAGCUGCCUUGGGGGGAUGGUGUCUUUUGUGCUGCUUCCUCAACCCUUUUCUGUUAACAAGCAAGCAUGAGGAAAACCUAUUUCAGUCAGAACAAGACCAGAACAAGGAAGAGGCUGAGAAGAAUUACAGGACUUGUCAGUCAAGGGGAUCCAGGGGUACAGAGAAGGAUAAAAGAGGAUCCUGCUACCCCACUUGAAUUUGGGCAAUAGCGCCUGACAAUCCACAAAGCCAGAAAGUGGGGUUAAUUUCUUGGAGAGUCCUUCCCCUCACGAAGCCAUUGCUGGGCUCGCCGAUCCUUUUCAUCAAUCUUCAUCCAGUCUCCCACCUUUCCUUUCUAGCUGGGUUCUUGAGAAGGUGGUGAAGAGGUGAUCUGGACCCAUCUCACUCGGCUUCAGCCUGGGACAUCGUACCGAAACGGCGCUGUUUGCGUUGUCGAUGACCUUUGGCAGGGCCAGGAUUGGUGCUGCCUCCAUCUUUGCGCUCCUGGAUGGCUCAGUGGGUUUUGAUCCUGGCAACUCUGGUCAACCUCUGGACAGGCUUUGGGAUUCGGAGUGGGGAGCACCAUAUUGUGGUGGUUCCCUUCCUUUCCCUGUGGUGCUUCCGGUCGAUGUCGGUAGGGAAGAGUUUGGGUCUACAGCCCCUCACUUGUGGGGUGCUGGACAAUCUCCCCCUCCUAUUCAACACCGACCUGGAAUCUCUGGGGGGAAGCCAUCCACCAGUUCCCAGUGCAAUAUCCUCUGCAGGUGGAGGUUCCCAAUUUUAUAAAUGAUGCUCCUGAGGUCACGUCUCAUAAUCAGGAGGCUGGGCGUGUGUGGAUGGGGAAGAACCGAUUGGGCUCAAUCCCAACAAGACGGAGGGUAUUUUGGGCUCCCUGGCCUUUGGGAGUCUCCAUCUCUGGUUUUGGAUGGGGCUGCACUUCCACAGUCAAGACAACUUUGCAAUGGGUGUGUGUGUGUGUCAUCCUGGGCUCACAGCUGUUACUUGAAGAGCAGGCACCAUCUGUGGCCAAGAGGGUCUUUGUACAGGUUUAUCCAGAGUGCCAAUUGUGCCUGUCCCCGGAUCACACCCUAUGCCCCUGGACAGUCCCUCACGCCAUGGUCCCCUCAAGAAGGGAUUAUUGCAGUGCUCUCUAUAUGGGACUGCCCUUGAAAACCUUUUGGAAGUCACAGCUGGCCCAAAUGCAGCUGCACCAUCAGAGAAGGGCAAGUGGCACCACUGCUCCAUGGGCUGCAAUGGUUGCUGGUUGGUUUCUGGGUGCAAGUCAAUCACCUAUCAAGCUUUUGAGGGCAGGGAGCCUGGCAAUUUGGGGGGCUGCCCAUCUCCAAUAAUCUCUGCCUAUUUCGUAAGAUUUGGCAGAGUGGGUGCACUUCAGGUCCCCUCGUUUACGUAGUGUCACCUAGUGGAACCCCUGAAGUGUCCAUAUCUCUGUCAUGGCACCUGGCAUCCUCCCAGAGGUCCAUAUGGCCCCCAUCCUGAUGACCAGUUGGAAGGCAAUGUUCUGCCAAGUCUUGGGUUAGGUCAGCCCCUGUUAGGAUUUGCUUUUGUUUUAAAUACAGUAGUUCUUAUUUUUCCUGGGAACAUCUCUCUUUAUUCUUUCACUUUAUUGUUCUACCAUUUUACAGUGCAGAGCAACCAGAGUCUUUGAGAGUCAGGCACUUAUUUAAAUUUAUGUCAAUAAAUAAAAGUCCUUUGAGUCACCUUCAAACUUCUCCAGGGUCUUCCAAAAUUGCCUAAUUCAAUGCUUUGAAUGAGCUUCAACUGAAUGGAAGUUCAGUCAGAUCACCUUUGAUCUGAAUCGAUCCUUUGAGUCUUGUGUUCCUGCUCAACAAAUGUUGUUAUUUAAGGGCCGGAUUAAGCAGCAGCAGAGAGCUCCAGAUCCAUCAUGGCUUCCAGAUCCAACGUGGCUUCCAGAUACAACGUGGCUUCCAGAUCCAACGUGGCUUCCAGAUCCAACGUGGCCUCCAGAUCCAACGUGGCCUCCAGAUCCAAUGUCAGACGAGCGCCGCAAAAUAGAGGAAUAUUUGCUAAAUUUUGGCCCGACCCAACCAGCUCCGGUUUAUAUCUUGCAAGUCUGUUGUGCCUGCUCCUGUUUUUGGCCACAGUUGUGAUGAUCAUUUUGUAUCUUUGGGAACUAAACAGAUCAAUAUCCAUGAACGCAGCAAUUAAGGCCAUUAAGAACUUUAUUAUUAGCCGGGAUCCAUCCCUCAAAAAUGAAAGCGACGUCAUUACUAUUCUGCUAAAAAAAAACUGGGUGCCCUUUGAAGGGGCCCUUUAUUUCUUCAGCACCGUUGCGAACAACUGGACCACAGCAAGAACAUUUUGUGAGACUAAAAAAUCCACCUUGGUUUGUAUUGAAAGUUAUAACGAGCAAGCAUUCCUAAUAAGAGAAAGCUCAAAUCGUCCUUCUGACUAUUGGAUCGGGUAUUACGAAAAUGGAACCACCUGGGUAUGGGUUGAUGGAAGUCCACCAAAAGUUUUCUUUUGGUCUCCGACCACCAUAACUAAUCGCAGUACAGACGAAUGUACCAUCCUGUUAUCCCGCUGUGUGGCGCCACCAAGGUGUUGGACAAAUAUUAAAUGCUCAAUAGAUAAAUCCUUCAUUUGUAAGAGGAAGCCAGAUAAAAAAUGGCACAUAUAAAAGGCAGCGCCAUUCAGCAAGCUGGAACCGAAUUCGUGCAGCAGGCUCGGCCCUUCGACAUCCAACGGAAGUACUGAAAUGCUUGAUGGAAGAGUUCAGCUUCCUGCCUCCGUGUCCAAGGCCAGGUCUCCAAUGGGCCCCUUUGAACUAAAGAAAAUGACUUUCUUGUCCAAUGCAACGACGUUACGGGUCUAUCAAAACGUGAGGUGGAGGGUUCAGUCGUACCCUCCUUUCCGCUAGAAAUAAAUUAAUUUUCUAUAUUGC